Adineta steineri is the source of this 771-nucleotide messenger RNA. The record is from the annotation of a GenBank genome assembly. Lineage: Eukaryota; Metazoa; Rotifera; Eurotatoria; Adinetida; Adinetidae.
AUGACUGAUAUUCCUCCACGUCCAAAGUCCAUUUUUAUACGUCUUCAUGAUAGAUUUGAUUCAAGAUAUCCACGUGAUCUCUAUGGAAUUAUAAAUCCAGAUGAAUUUCAAGAAUCAAUGAAUAGAAUAAAUCAUCCAAUUUUAUCAAAGAAAAAGAACUUUUACAUUAUAAGCAUCAUUUCCCUUUUUCUUGUUACACUUGGAAUAUGCCUUAUCAUUGCUGCAAAAACAACAGCUAAUCCUAAUUCAGAAAUUGGUGCAUUGAUGAUUAUUGGAAUUUUAACAAUUCAUCUUGGACUAUGGCCUUCUUGUAUUGCCUGUUGCUUGAUACAUUAUCGACGUGAUAGAAAACUAAUUGAAGCAGUCGAGAAAGAAUCAAUUAAAUAUUCUUGUAGAUCUCCGACACCAUGUGGUUGGAGAUUAGAAAGUCCAAACUACACGACUGGCAGAUAUGAAAACGAGUUCAGUAAUCUAGUGAUUGAUAUUGGUCGUUCUAUGAUUGCAGAAAGUGAAAUGUGUGAUUCUAAUCAAGUCACUCCAAUAUCAAUAUUAUUGUCUCAACAUCAAGAUAAUUCUACACCUCCUUCAUAUUCUCAAGAAGACGAUUCAGUAUCAAUAUCAUUGUUUCAACAUCAAGAUGAUACUUCUUCACCUCCACCAUAUUCUGCUCAAAUUCCAAGAUUCUGCUCUCAAUGUAAUGCGCCACGACCAGAUCUGACAACUAAAUUCUGUUCAUUUUGUGGACAUUCGUUCGAUAAAUAUCAAAUAUGA